CGCUCACCGACCUUCAACUUCAUUAUGCUUUUGCGACGAGAAUCCACAUUUUGAAUACAUUUUACUUAUUUUAUUUACCAAGCGCUGUCCUUUUGUUAUAGUCGUUGGGAGAAGGAAUGUCCAGUACUGGGAAGCACAAGAGUGCUAUGAUGUCUGCCGAAGUCACGCCAGGACCGUCCACUGACGUUGAGAAAGCAAUUGCAGAGGGCGACACCAAUGCAUCGCCACCUAGCAAGAAAAUAAAGACAGAAACGGAAGACACAAACUCGUACAUGAAAAGAACAUUUGACGCUCGGAGAAGCUUCAUAACUGUGGAGUUACCUCCCAUCAUUGAGGUUAAGGAAACAUACCCAGAGUUGUUCACGGAUAAGCAGAUCAUGAUGGAGUUUCAGCGAAUCACUGACAUUGACCUAGAUAUUUCCCUCCAGAGGUACUGUGUUGACCAUAAGCAAGACAUUAGCGACAUGUGCCGCCGGAUACCAAGUGCAAAGGACAUUCUGACCCAAGCAGAGAUGGUCAAAAAGGAAAUUCCGGCCCUUGAGCCCUACUGGGACAUGGUUGUCUCCCUUUGUCUCAUACCUUACAUGAUGAAGGAGAAUCUCUGUGACAUGGUGAUCGAAAUCGGUGAAGACGAGCAAGUUGAUCCGAAAGGUAAAAUUGUACCAGUUCUCAUUUCUAAGGGCAAGGUUUUCAGCAGCGAUGAGUUUAUUCUUGUCGUUGAGGAAGAGAUUGUACAAGUGUUCGAAGAGUUUACUAUUGCAUUUGCCAGUCUGUUUGCCACCUACUGGAUCUUUAAUAUGGAGUAUCCAGACACGCUGUUGAACACUUACAACUUCAUUCAGAAAGUGAUGGUAAAUCUUAAAGACGGGAGUGGAUUGCCUAACCUGUGUCGAGAAAUUCAGCAGAAGCUGAUCAAGCUAGGGAAGACGCGAUCAAAUAAGGAAAAACCCAAGUGAGGACCCAAGCAUGGUAAGUGACCCUCCAAGUAUUAGGGCCCAAGAAAGGUUUUCUGUCUAUUAAAUUUUGCCAAAAAAACAACCUGUGAAAACUGGGUCUAAGGAUGGGUCAAAGAUCUUGAGGCAUACAUUGCACUACACAGAGAUGCUGCCAAAUGACUGAAAGAAUAGAAUUAAACGGCAGCUUUUGUGUGUUUCGUCGUACCCUAAUUGUGAGGGACUCCUUCCAGCAAAUGUACCUAUAAACUCUAAACAUUGUUGACUUCAUUUUCACAGCAUUCAUUUGUUACAUUUGUAUCGUUCAUUUUUAUUGUUGCCAUUCACUUGUUGUGUUCAUGAUAGAGAGGAUGAGCUUAAAUACAUGUAUAUAUAUAUAUUUCAAUUCUUACUGAUAAUGGCUUUUUUAAUGUUAAAGGGUUUUCUUGUUUUGCUUAUUUUUGAAAUUUUCUUAUUUUUCAUAGCAACUCUUUAUCACAAAAUUGUUUAAAUAUGAUUAAUUUUUAUCCUUUAGCAAUUAUUAAAGACCAAUUUCAUAAAGAUGCUAUUCUUUAUCCUUGAAAUUGAACUCCCCUAAUCCUAUUUAUCUAAUUUCAGUAACUAAAAUACUUCAAUCAUGUGACUCCUACUUCUAAGUUGUUAAUUAUUGAAUGUCUUGUAUUUUUUCUUGAUUAAGGAUACUUAACUAAGUCAAAUGAAAGGCAAAGCUUGUGAGCUCUCUUUAUGCCACACUUAUUGCAGAAUCUUCAUGAAAAUAGGCCAGAACAUUCAUCACAAUAAUAUCUUUUUAUGUCCCCCACUAUAGUAGUGGGGGACAUAUUGUUUUUGCCCUGUCUGUUGGUCUGUUGGUCUGUCUGUUGGUAUGUUGGUCUGUCUGUUUGCGCCAACUUUAACAUUUUGCAAUAACUUUUGCUAUAUUGAAGAUAGCAACUUCAUAUUUGGCAUGCAUGUGUAUCUCAUGAAGCUGCACAUUUUGAGUGGUGAAAGGUCAAGGUCAAGGUCAUCCUUCAAGGUCAGAGGUCAAAUAAAUGUGGCCAAAAUCGCUCAUUUUAUGAAUACUUUUGCAAUAUUGAAGAUAGCAACUUGAUAUUUGGCAUGCAUGUGUAUCUCAUGGAGCUGCACAUUUUGAGUGGUGAAAGGUCAAGGUCAAGGUCAUCCUUCAAGGUCAGAGGUCAAUUAUAUGUGGCCAAAAUCCCUCAUUUUAUGAAUACUUUUGCAAUAUUGAAGACAGCAACUUGAUAUUUGGCAUGCAUGUGCAUCUCAUGGAGCUGCUCAUUUUGAGUGGUGAAAGGUCAAGGUCAAGGUCAUCCUUGAAGGUCAGAGGUCAAAUAUAUGUGGCCCAAAUCGCUUAUUUUAUGAAUACUUUUGCAAUAUUGAAGAUAGCAACUUGAUAUUUGGCAUGCAUGUGUAUCUCAUGGAGCUGCACAUUUUGAGUGGUGAAAGGUCAAGGUCAAGGUCAUCCUUCACAAGGUCAAGGUCAUCCGACAAUGUCAAACAUCAUAUAGGGGGACAUUGUGUUUCACACACACAUCUUGUUAAUAUAGAGUUCAUAACUGGGUCACAUAGCUUCAAAAGCUAGCUCACUACAUGUGUAGGUCAAGUUGAAGGAAAGGCUUGUUAACACUCUUUUGGAAACAAUUAUUGCUAAAAUUUCAUGAACGUUGCUCUGAACAUGUCUUAUGAGUAUUUCUCCACCAAAUGUCUCGUUAAAAACAAGGCUGCAAUGUGGUAGUCAGUUUUCCGUAUCUUGCUAUAGUAAAACCGUUUACACUUUAGAAAUCACUAAAUCACUUUUGUAAUUACAUGUAAUAAAAAACUUGCUACUAUUAUUUAAAAAAAAGCUUAUAUGGUAUCUAGACUAAUUUUUAAAAUAAUUGUGGUUUGUUAAAAAAUAUGGCUGCCAAAAUCUGGAAAUUUUAUUGUUUUACCUAGUGAACACCACCUGCUUAAAAGCCGUAAAGUUCCUUGGGGUCUCAACUCUCAAGUGAGUGACUGGAACCUUAAGGCAAUAUUGUUAUAUUUUAUAUUAGAGAAAGGGUUUCAUGUUAUUGAUCAGGAUAAUUACACAUUGAACAAUAUUUUGAUAGUUUGUAAUUCUUAUCAUGAUUUCUUACAAUGGUUAUACAAAGUUUUGAUAUCCUGGUUAUCAUGUUUCUUACAUUUUCUGUUGAAUUUCCUUUCCCUAUAUAGGCUGCAGGAAGAAGAUGCUUUGUACUUAAAUUUCAUUGUCUGGAUGAGGUGUUGAAAAAAGGUUUGUGCCAUGAAUAUUGACCAAAACAUUCAUUUAUGAAAUUACAGAUGUUUAUUAAAAAUAAUGUUUUGUCAAAUUGAAGAUUAUUAAAACGAAUGAUUGUUCACAACAUAUCAAUAAAAAGUAAUAUCCUUUCUCCUUUAAGUAUUGUUGUAAGUGUACACAAUGAAAACAGAUUUUCCCCCCAAAAAAACACAAUGACUUAAAUACAAAUAUCGAUACAUCAAAAUUUAGUGUAUUUAAUUUUAGUUCUUCCUCGAUUGUUUUAUUCUGUGACACUACACUGAAGUGGGUAAUAUUCUCAUUCAUUUCCUAGUAGUGAUUUUCUUUAGCAUGUGAAAUGUUUCAUACCAAAAAUGUAUAUAUCGUUUGUGUAUCUUUGUAAAAUUCAGCCACUUAAUAAAAAAAGUAAACAAGAGGUACUGGUACUUAAAAGUGAAAUCUGAUACGAAAUUUGUCUGUGUUAUGCACACAAAUUCACCAUGUAAAAUAUAUUGGCAGAUAAAUAUAUAAACAUAUAUAAUACAUUUAUCAUUCUUAAGGGCUUUUUCAAUUUACUUUUAAUUGGGGAAGUUUGUUUUAUUUAUAACUUUUCAAUAAUUACUGAUUAAACUUACAUAAAACAGAGAAUCCUUAACAUGAACUUUUCAGUUAAAUUGAAAUUACAACUUCAAACUUUCUAUUCCCAACAACAGUCAGCCCCAACAAAAUCCUGAUUGUGGUAGAACCACACAUUUUGCUCUAUUAAAAACUAGGUUUGCAUGAUGAUAUAUAUGAGUUUUUUAGCUCACCUGUCACGAAGUGACAUGGUGAGCUUAUGUGACUGUGUGAUGUCCGGCGUCCGUAUGUGUGUGUGUGCGUGCAUCCGUCAACAAUUUGUUUGUGUAGACAGUAGAGGUCACAGUUUUCAUCCAAUCUUUAUGAAAUUUGGUCAGAAUGUUUAUAUUGAUGAAAUCUGGGUUGGGAUUGUAUUUGGGUCAUCUGGGGUCAAAAACUAGGUCACUAGGUCAAAACUAUGUCAGAAAAUAGAAAAACCUUGUGUUUACAAUAGAGGUCGCAGUUUUCAUCCAAUCGUUAUGAAAUUUGGUCAGAAUGUUUAUCUUGAUAAAAUCUGGUUUGGGAUUGUAUUUUGGUCAUCUGGGGUCAAAAACUAGGUCACUAGGUCAAAAACUAGGUCAAAUAAUAGAAAAACCUUGUGUAGACAGUAGACUGUAGAGGUCACAGUUUUCAUCCAAUCUUUAUGAAAUUUGGUCAGAAUGUUCAUCUUGAUGAAAUCUGGGUUGCGAUUGUAUUUGGGUCAUCUGGGUCAAAAACUAGGUCAUGAGGUAAAAAACUAGGUCAAAUAAUAGAAAAAAACUUGUGUAGACAGAAAAGGUCACAGUUUUCAUCCAAUCUUUAUGAAAUUUGGUCAGAAUGUUUAUCUUGAUGAAAUCUGGGUUGGGAUUGUAUUUGGGUCAUCUGAGGUAAAAAAACUAGGUCACUAGGUCAAAUAAUAGAAAAACUGUCAACAAUUUGUUUGUGUAGACAGUAGAGGUCACAGUUUUCAUCCAAUCUUUAUGAAAUUUGGUCAGAAUGUUUAUCUUGAUGAAAUCUGGGUUGGGAUUGUAUUUGGGUCAUCUUGGGACAAAAACUAGGUCACUAGGUCAAAAACUAGGUCACUAGGUCAAAUAAUAGAAAAACCCUGUAUAGACAAUAGAGGUCCCAGUUUUCAUCCAAUUUUUAUAAAAAUUGAUCAGAAUGUUUAUCUUGAUGAAAUCUGGGUUGGGAUAGUAUUUGGGUCACCUGGGGUCAGAAACUAGGUCACUAGGUCAAAUAAUAGAAAAACCUUGUGUAGACAAUAGAGGUCAUAGUUUUCAUCCAAUCUUAAUGAAAUUUGGUCAGAAUGUUUACCUUGAUGAAAUCUGUGUUGGGAUUGUAUUUGGUUAGUCAGGUGAGCGAUUCAGGGCCAUCAUGGCCCUCUUGUAUGUAAAUUCUUACUUAAUCAUUCCUGCACUUUUUUCUAGAAGUCACAAUUUUGCCAAAUGGUCAUGAAACUUGCUCAGGACAUUUAUAGCAAUGAUAUCUUAAUGGUUCUCGUCAUUUGUUAAACAAGGGUGCCAGGGGCCACAUUUAUAUCACAAUCUAAAUGAAACUUGGUCAGUACAUUUGUCUGAAUGAUAUCUUUGCCAAGUUUACAACUGGGUCCAGUUUGGUGAAAACUAGGUGACUGUUUUGGUCAAAUAACUGGUAAAGAAAAAACUUGUGAACACUGUAAGCUUAAGGCCACAUUUGGUGCACAAUUUCCAUAAAACUUUACUAGAACAUUUGUUUACAUGAUAACUUGGCUGAAUUCCAAUAGGGUUCUUAAAACAUUACAAAAGCUUAUUAAAUGGUUCAGUUACUUUGGGUCUUAGGAUUGGUAUCAACUUGAACAAAACUAGUUUUUAUUAUAUUUCAUUUGCUUGUUAAUGUACAUUGAUUUAUUUGUAAAUGAUUUUUUGUAGUUACUAGUUGUACUAUAAGAAUAUCUGGGUUCCAUUUGCAAUAUUUUUGUAAUUGUCUCUUUUCUUUUUUGUUGAAAACUGCAGAGUGAAAUACAUGUAACAUUCAGGACAUUGUUGACUACAUGUGCUGUAACAUAUGACAUAAAAUCAUUAUAUUAUUUAUAUCAUCCACUUUUCUGCAAAUUUGACUCCAAUCAUCUCUGGUCAUGCCAUAAAUUAUGUUUACAUGUUGCAGUUAAAUCACCCAUCAUGUAUCCAUUUGCAAGUCAUUGGUUGGGCCUUCACCAUCAGAAGGGCAUAAAAAGAUACAAAUAAAUACGUCUUGUAUUUUCUUCUAAACCUCUAUGCAUUUUCUAAAUCGUACAACAAUUGUUGUUUAGUGUUUCUUUAUCACUUUUUUUUCCACUCAAAUUGUCUUGCUGGCAGCUCUUGGCAAAACAAGUAGUACAAAUAUGUGUUAAAGUUUGUAUUUCUGUCACAUAUUAAGGUCUUGUUUAAUUAUCAUAAUAGUAUUUCUUUGCAUAUUUUUCUCCUAAAAAUGAGGUUAAAAUGCUUAAUUUUUUAAAAUAUAUAUUUGUAGUUGUCAAAUUGUAGGUGCUGGUGCAAGUAACAUUGUAAUUUGUUUUUGUAAAAGGGAAAUAUUAUUGUGUUUAGUUCACGUUCAUGUGCUUGUCAAUGAAUGAAAACAUGUUGUUAGUUGGGAUGGAAAUUGCAUGAAAAUAUCAGCAUUGUGUUCUUUUUUAGUAAAUCAUAUUUUACUUAGCUAUAGCUUGUUUACUUUUUAUGUCCCCGACCCACUAUAGUGGGGGACAUAUUGUUUUUGCCCUGUCUGUCUGUUGGUCUGUUUGCUCCAACUUUAACAUUUGCAAUAACUUUUUCAAUAUUCAAGAUAGCAACUUGAUAUUUGGUAUGCAUGUGUAUCUCAUAAAGCUGCACAUUUUGAGUGGUGAAAGGUCAAGGUCAUCCUUCAAGGUUAGAGGUUAAAUAUAUGUGGCCAAAAUAGCUCAUUUUAUGAAUACUUUUGCAAUAUCGAAGAUAGCAACUUGAUAUUUGGCAUGCAUGUGUAUCUCAUGGGGCCGCACAUUUUGAGUGGUGAAGGGAAAGGUCAAGGUCAUUUUUCAAGGUCAAAGGUAAAAAAAAAUAAUCAAAGCAGCGCUGAAGGGGACAUAGUGUUUUUGACAAACACAUGCCACACAUUUUGAGUGGUGAAAGCUUAAUGUUAAGGUCAUCCUUCAAGGUCAAAGGUCAAAAAAUUAAAUAAAAGGGGCGCAAAAGGGGACAUAGUGUUUCUGACACAUUUCUUGUUGAUACAUUUUUUCAUAUUGAAUAUUUUGUGUUGAAUUUUUUUUUAUCAUCUGUGUGUUAACAGACCAAUUUUUAGUUAAAUGUUUUUCUAUUUGUUUGCUUUAAUUAUAUUUUACAAGAAUUGAUUUGUUUGAUAUUCCAAGUGGAAAUAUUUAAUGCUUGCAUAAAUGCCCUCUGUACCAUCACCAUAAAUUAAGGCAACAUUGAUACUCUUAUGGUAUGAUUGUGGAUGUAUCAACAAUUUUAAUUUGUCAAUUCAAACAAAAGCUAUUUAUAUGUACAAUAAUAUAAUAUUACAAUAUCAUAGUAAAAUUAAUAUUUUAAGUCAUAUUUACACAUUGGAGCGGAACAUGGGCAAAAAGCCUGGAAAACAUUUGCGUAGCAGUAAUAUUACGCGCGUGGGGCAUAUGAUAUUAACACUUUGGUUUGCUAGUAAUCAGGCGAGAGACUUAAGGGCCUAUUGCCCAUUUUUAAGUACUUGAUAUAUGUAUUUUGCAAACAACAACUGUUCAGACUUUUUAUGUAAUUUUUGACUUUAUUAUUUUGCAUCUCAUGUGUUUCCCCUCCAGUAUUAAAUAUGAGCCAUGCUCUGUGAAAAGGAGGUUCAAUGCAUGUUUGUUAAGUGUCAGCCCAGAUAAGUCUGUGCAGUCCACACAGGCUAAUCAGGGACGACACUUUUAUGGAAUUUUUUGUUUACAGAAAGUUUCUUUAAAAAAAUCCAGUUUAGGUGGAGUCGUCCCUGAUUAGCCUGUGCAGACUGCACAGGCUAAUCUGGUACAACACUAUGCACAUGCAUUAAACCUCCUUUUCACACAGCACUGCUCACAUAAUAUAGUGUUGCUAUAUUUACUGUUACUAUAAAUGAUUUCAAGUAAGGGUGGGUUCGGCUUUGAGCUUGUUACUGGGUGGCGAGUAUUUUCUGUACUUUAACUUUCUUAGCUCAGACUGGCUUAAAUUGUAAUAGAAUAAUGACCCAUUAAUUUUUUUCUAGUAAAUAACACACAUUAUAAUAAAAAAGCAAGCAGAGGGAACAAUCAUUAGGUCAUCUUCAUGUAGUUUCAAUUUUCAUUGUAUAGUACUUUUUAGUGUCACUGUGGUACAGAUGUCUUAUUCAAGUUUUUGUGCACAAUCAGUGUAUGGAUGAUACAAGUUUACUGUUCUUUGUCAAAAAACUGCAUUUUCACCCGCAUUCUUGUUGGCUGCUUCACAUCAUUUGCCGUUGAAUUGAAAAUUAUGUUGCAUUAUUUUUCACAACCUGUUAUCAGUUACCAUUCUCUUUGUAAAUCAUGUUCAUUGUUAAUGUUUUAGACAAUAGAUCUCUUUGACUGGAA
Dreissena polymorpha is the source of this 8323-nucleotide messenger RNA. RefSeq lists its product as uncharacterized. Bases 117 to 956 code for a protein of 279 amino acids. The record is from RefSeq and is a predicted model, not a curated record. NCBI's taxonomy places the organism in Eukaryota, Metazoa, Mollusca, Bivalvia, Myida, Dreissenidae. The transcript has 2 exons.